UAUCCAUCCAUCGGCUAUGGCGCUUGAAUGUUCUUGGCAGGCAGCCAUGGAGUGCCAAGGGGAACAAUUCGAGAUAAGAGCCUGUCAUGGCGUCGGCGGAUAAGAUCAACGAUUUGUUCCAGCAAGGAACACCAGGAACAACAUAGCGAGGAUGACGAGCUUCUUCGAGGGAUGCAGGAAGACUUGAGACGCAUGGAUGCUCCAGCUAGUUUCCAAGCCGACCAGUCUUCGUCAUUCACGGACAAGGAUUCUCGCAUUCCAUUGCGAGAGGUCGUGGACAAGGCCCUGAUUGUGGACUUUUUCUUCAUUGUGGUGGCACUGGGAUGGCUUCUGGCUGGAUUGGGCGAGAAAGCGGCAUUCAACUCGUCCACACUUCUCGAUUCCUGGUACCCACUGUGGCCGUUACUCUUCCAGCCAGCGCUCGGUUUUUUCAUGGCCGGCGUGCUCUUGUCGGUCGUCUUUCCACGCAAGGAGAACAAGUAGAGUUCCAGUUCUAGGGAAGGAAUUUGUUUUUUAAGGUCAAAAGGAAGGGAACGCGAUCAUGGAGGCGCCGGCUUCGUCCGACAGUGCCACCGAAUUCAGCUUC
Messenger RNA from Selaginella moellendorffii, 586 nucleotides. RefSeq lists its product as uncharacterized. Lineage: Eukaryota; Viridiplantae; Streptophyta; Lycopodiopsida; Selaginellales; Selaginellaceae. The transcript has a single exon. The record is from RefSeq and is a predicted model, not a curated record. The coding region runs from base 28 to 483 and encodes 151 amino acids.